UCGCUUACUUCUAAACGUCGGUGCACAGCGAGCGUGUGAGUUACUUUCGCUGAAUAAUCCACAAAAUCAUCCGUUGGAACAAUGAUCUCCCUAAGAUCGAUGGCCCCUGAGCUAGCCGAAAAGGCAAAGGCCGAAGUCAACGAAGUGCCAGCACGCAUUCCGGAAGAUCUGGCAACGCUAAGGGCGUGGCUUUCGAAGCAACCACAUCUCAACCCUCGCACCGACGACCAGUUUCUGGUGAGUUUCCUCCGUGGGUGUAAGUACAGCUUGGAGAAAACCAAAGAAAAAUUGGACAACUACUAUACUGUGAAGUCAGCGAUACCGGAGUUUUUUGAGAAUCGUGAUCCAACGAAUGCAAAAAUUCAGGAAAAUGCAAUGCUUGGUGUAAACCUUCCGCUUCCACACACAAUGGGACCAGAUGGACCACGAAUUGUGCUGGUGCGAAUGGGAGCGUAUGACCCUAGCAAAUAUUCAAUCGUAGACAUAAUGAAGGUGUGCUACAUGAUCACCGAUCUGCUGUUACUAAAUGACGACACAUCCAUCAUUGCUGGUCACAUGGUGCUUGUUGAUCUCCGAGGACUUUCAUUAUCCGGAUUGUCCCAAUUCAGUCCGACGUUUAUCAAAAAAAUGACAUCAGUCAUUGAAGCGUUUCCGAUCCGUACAAAAGGAAUCCACUUUGUGAAUCCAUCUACCGGGUUCGACACUCUUUUUAAAAUGUUCCAUGGCUUUUUGAGUAAAAAAAUUCAGGAACGUAUUGCUGUACACGAAACAUUUGAAGCGCUACACAAAGUAAUUCCGAAGAUGUACCUCCCGGAAGAGUACGGCGGUAGCGGAGGAAAGCUGGAUACAAUUAUCACGGAUUGUAAAGACAAUUUGGUGGCGCAUCGCCAAACCUUCCUCGAAGAUGCCAAAUACCGUAACGACGAAAGGAAACGACCGGGUAAACCGAAAACAGCUAGCACGCUGUUUGGCGUGGAUGGUUCCUUCAGAAGCUUAGAAUUUGAUUGAUGUUAUCUUGUUAUUUAUGGCUAAUUAGUUGAGUUGAUU
This is a messenger RNA of Ochlerotatus camptorhynchus, 1047 nucleotides long. Its product is annotated as alpha-tocopherol transfer protein-like. Gene Ontology annotation, cellular component: membrane. The record is from RefSeq and is a predicted model, not a curated record. Lineage: Eukaryota; Metazoa; Arthropoda; Insecta; Diptera; Culicidae. Gene Ontology annotation, molecular function: phosphatidylinositol bisphosphate binding. The coding region runs from base 82 to 1008 and encodes 308 amino acids. The transcript is spliced from 3 exons.